Molecule: messenger RNA, 1023 nt
Organism: Choloepus didactylus (southern two-toed sloth)
Lineage: Eukaryota; Metazoa; Chordata; Mammalia; Pilosa; Megalonychidae
Gene: GPR33
Product: G protein-coupled receptor 33
Exons: 1
Coding region: 1-1023 (340 amino acids)
Biological process (GO): positive regulation of cytosolic calcium ion concentration; phospholipase C-activating G protein-coupled receptor signaling pathway; inflammatory response
Cellular component (GO): plasma membrane
Molecular function (GO): G protein-coupled receptor activity; complement receptor activity
Source: RefSeq, a predicted model, not a curated record
AUGGAUCUGAUCAACUCUACUGAUUACCUGAUCAAUGCCUCUACUUUAGUAAGAAAUAGCACUCGCUUUCCAGCUCCUGCCUCAAAAACCAAGCCAAUCAUUACCCUUCCUUUAUUCGUAUCAUUUAUAAUUGGUACCAUCACCAAUGGCCUCUAUCUAUGGGUGCUAAAAUUCAAAAUGAAAAAGACUGUCAAUACUCUCUUGUUUUUUCAUCUCAUUCUUUCAUAUUUCAUUUCAACAUUGAUUCUGCCAUUUAUGGCCACCUCCUACCUUCAAGACAAUCACUGGAGCUUUGGAACAGCUAUGUGCAAAGUCUUCAAUGGAACUUUAUCGCUGGGGAUGUUCGCCUCUGUUUUCUUCCUCUCGGCCAUCAGUCUUGAUCGUUACCUUCUCACUCUUCACCCGGUGUGGUCACAGCGACACCGAACCCCACGCUGGGCUUCCAGCAUCAUCCUGGGAGUCUGGAUUUCUGCCACUGCCCUUAGCAUACCCUAUUUGUUGUUCAGGGAGACACAUGAUGACCAUAAAGGAACAGUGACCUGUCGGAAUAACUAUGUUUUGUCUACUAACUGGGAAAGCAAAGAGAUGCAAGCGUUAAGGAAGUGGAUUCAUGUAGCCUGUUUCACCAGCCGCUUCGUGCUAGGUUUUCUUCUGCCUUUCUUCAUCAUCACCUUUUGCUAUGGAAGAGCUGCCCACAAGAUGAAAGAGAGGGGUCUGGUUAAAUCCAGUAAGCCCUUCAAAGUCAUGUUGACUGCCAUUAUCUCUUUCUUUGUGUGUUGGAUGCCCUACCAUAUAUACCAGGGUUUAAUUCUCACUAAAAACCAGUCACUAUUUUUACAGUUUAUUCUGAUACUUACAGUGAUAACUACUUCUUUUAACACUGUCUUUUCUCCCACACUCUACCUAUUUAUUGGGGAAGAUUUUAAAAGAGUUUUUAAGAAGUCCAUUCUUGCUCUGUUUGAGUCAACAUUCAGUGAGGAUUCUUCAGCAGAAAGGACACAAAACCUAAAUUCAGGGGCAUGA